AUGACCGCCGCCUUGACCCCCACGCCCCCGCCACCAGCGGCCCCCACACUCGCCUCCAUCGGUACUGUGCUCAUCGACAUCUUCGAGCCCCGCUCCCCUUACUCCCCCGACACCCCUCAGUCCCAUUCGUCCUCCCUGCCCGAGUCUCGCAUCGUCACCCCUCAGAUCACACCGGCACGACGACCCACCCGCCUGCCGAGCCUCGAGAGCCUCAACACCCCGCGCACGCCGCAGCUCACUACGUUCAACGAGCCCCUCGGGGGCGGCACACCCGUCAUCGGCGGCGGGGCGCUGUACGCUCUUGUCGGGGCACGCGUGUGGCUUCCUGCCCGCGAGAUGCGCACCGUCAUUGACCGUGCCGAGCCCUCGUCACCGUCCUCGUCCAGCAGCUGGGGUGUCAAGGGCGAAGAAGCCGACAUUGACCUGAACGACCAUGACGCGAUGUUCGCCGCUGCGGCCGCCAAGAGCGCCGCCGCCGCCGCUGACGAGGACGAUUUCCCCGUCGAGCUCGAGCACGAGAUCCGGCAGUUUGGCGACGAGAUGUGGGUGUACAACCGCGGCCCGGGUCUGCGUACUCCGCGCGCAAGGAUUGCAUACGACGGCGACGUCCGAACGUACCAACAUGUGGUGAAGCCAUCGCUCCGCACGGGCACCCAGAUCGCUGCGGGCCCCCUCUUUGGCGCAGAGUACCUCCACGUCUCGCCACCAUACGGCCCGUCCGAUCUCUUGCACCUCCUCGACGAGAUUGACGCCGAAUGCACGGGCUGGGAACCCAAGAUUGCAUUUGAGCCCACCCCGUCCUCUUGCCACUCGGGCGAGCGCGCAAACCUCGAGCGGGUCGCUCCGCGCGUCGAGAUCCUCUCGCCCAACCACGAGGAGCUGCUGUCGUUUUACGGCGUCGCCCUCCCAGACACUCUGGAGGAGACGUGCGCCGCUGUCGAAGUCGCUAUCCGCCACCUGCUGGCCAUCGGUGUCGGUGCCAACGGAGAGGGCAUCGUCGUCGUCCGCUGUGGCGCUAUUGGCGCCUGUGUGGGCACGCGCGCCGGCGGCCUCGUCUGGACUCCCGCAUACUGGGCCAACGACUCGGACCGUGUUCGCGACGUCACGGGCGCCGGCAACGCGUUCAUCGGCGGGUUUGUCGCCGGCCUCAAGAUCACAACCGGUAACCCGUACGAGGCCGUCUUGUACGCCACGGUCUCGUCGUCGUUUGUCGUCGAGCAACUCGGCUUGCCCGCCAUCACCCCUGCAUACUCGUCGACGCCGUCAUCGUCGCCGCUUGGUUUGACAAUGAGCGCCGCUCAGGGCUCGCCUCCCGAGGUUAUCGAGGGCAUGGCCGCACUCAAGCUCCGCGCAGCGGCCCGCAUCGAGAUGUGGAACGAGGACGCGCCCCAGCGCCGUCUCGAGUUCCUGCGUGCCCGUGCCCGCGUCUUUGCCUAA
Molecule: messenger RNA, 1437 nt
Organism: Apiotrichum porosum
Lineage: Eukaryota; Fungi; Basidiomycota; Tremellomycetes; Trichosporonales; Trichosporonaceae
Exons: 3
Coding region: 1-1437 (478 amino acids)
Source: RefSeq, a predicted model, not a curated record